AUGUAUCACGAGUUCAAGCAAGGACCGAUCAAGAUCACCGUCGGCCACGGACUCGGGGUCGGAUACUUCAUCAGAGUCGAGGAUGAACGCCUAGCGGCGGAUGGGGACGAAUUUCCCGUAUCCAGCUUUAUCGACGCGUGCUACAACGUUGAUAGCUCGGGGCUGGGCAUAUACCUGGCGGCUCGUACUGGAAAUGAGGGAUCUGGGACCCAAGUUAGCAUUGAGGCGAUGAGGCGACUGUGGGAGCUAUACGGGGUGAUUGGGGAGACGAUACCGCUUAUGGAGUUGCUCGACCUAAGGUUGUCUGAUACCGUGUAGGCGCCAUCAACCAUGCGGCCAUGUGCAUGAGAUCGCAUGUAUGGUAUGUUUACGAUACGGGUUGAGUCAAAGUAUUGUGUCAAGCAUGGGCUGUGCAUGCCAAUUAAAUUGCUUUAUC
This is a messenger RNA of Aspergillus aculeatinus CBS 121060, 436 nucleotides long. RefSeq lists its product as uncharacterized. The transcript has a single exon. Lineage: Eukaryota; Fungi; Ascomycota; Eurotiomycetes; Eurotiales; Aspergillaceae. The record is from RefSeq and is a predicted model, not a curated record. Bases 1 to 318 code for a protein of 105 amino acids.